Synchiropus splendidus (mandarinfish) is the source of this 2883-nucleotide messenger RNA. RefSeq names its product ras homolog family member T2 (gene rhot2). The coding region runs from base 141 to 1991 and encodes 616 amino acids. Gene Ontology annotation, molecular function: GTPase activity; GTP binding; calcium ion binding. Gene Ontology annotation, biological process: small GTPase-mediated signal transduction; mitochondrion organization. Gene Ontology annotation, cellular component: mitochondrial outer membrane. The transcript has 19 exons. Lineage: Eukaryota; Metazoa; Chordata; Actinopteri; Syngnathiformes; Callionymidae. The record is from RefSeq and is a predicted model, not a curated record.
AACCGGAACAGAUAUGGGUUCACCUUGCUUCCAUGUUGCUGUAGACAACACGGUUACUUUUCUCAUGAAGCACAAAAUUUAAACGUAAAUUGAAUGUCGCCUUAAAAUUCUGGUGCUGUGGCCAAUUCAAGAAAGACAAAAUGAAGAAGGACGUCAGGAUACUUUUGUUGGGGGAACCAAAGGUGGGCAAGACCUCCCUCAUCAUGUCUUUGGUUGGAGAAGAGUUCCCAGAGGAGGUUCCAUCAAGAGCUGAGGAAAUCACCAUCCCGGCUGAUGUUACGCCAGAGAAAGUCCCCACUCACAUUGUUGAUUACUCAGCAAAUGAUCAGAGUGAUGAAGUCUUAAGAGAUGAAAUAGUAAAGGCCAACGUAGUGUGCGUAGUCUAUGAUGUAACCAAUGAGGAAACAAUAGACCAGAUCAAAACUAAAUGGAUUCCUCUAGUAAAUGGGAAUGCAGAGAAAGGAAACAAAGUUCCUAUAAUCCUUGUGGGAAACAAGUCUGAUCUACGAUCGGGAAGCUCAAUGGAGACCAUCCUUCCUAUAAUGAACCAGUUUUCUGAGAUUGAGACCUGUGUGGAGUGUUCUGCAAAGAACCUAAAGAACAUAUCAGAGUUGUUCUACUACGCCCAGAAGGCAGUUCUACACCCGACAGCCCCUCUGUAUGAUCCGGAAGACAAACAGCUCAAACCUCUGUGUGUCAGAGCCCUGAGCAGAAUAUUCUACAUAUCCGACCAAGACAACGACCGCAUACUAAGUGAUGCUGAACUUAACCGCUUUCAGAAAUCAUGUUUUGGAAAUCCUUUGGCGCCUCAAGCUUUAGAAGAUGUGAAAACUGUAGUUUGGAAGAACACCAGCGACGGCAUCCAGGACAAUGGACUAACCCUAAAUGGUUUCCUGUUUCUUAAUACAUUAUUUAUCCAAAGGGGUCGACAUGAAACAACGUGGACAAUCCUCCGAAAAUUUGGCUAUGAUGACAACCUAGAGCUUGUUGAUGAUUAUCUGUACCCAGAACUGCGGGUUCCUGUUGGCUGUACUACAGAGCUCAAUCAGUGUGGUCACCAGUUCCUUCAACAGUUGUUUGCCAAGUAUGAUGAAGAUAAGGACUCUGCACUCUCACCCACUGAGCUGAAGAACCUCUUUUGCGUUUGUCCCUACAUGCCGUGGGGGGAAGAGGUCUACACGACUGUCCCAACCACAGAUGAGGGCUACAUCUCCAAACUUGGCUUCUUUUGUCAGUGGACGCUGUCAGCAUACCUUGACAUCCACCGUUGCCUGGAACACCUUGGAUACUUGGGUUACCCAAUCCUCCUGGAGCAGGAUUCACAGACUACCGCCAUCACAGUGACUCGAGAGAAGGAGGUGGAUCUGGAGAAGCGCCAAACUCAGCGGUCAGUUUUUCUCUGCAAGGUCAUCGGGCCCCGGGGAACGGGCAAAACAGCUUUCCUUCAUGAGUUUGUGGGACAAAACAUAACGAAAAAGACAAAACAGAGCAGUGCCUUCUCGUCCUUCGCAAUAAAUUCUGUCCCUGUCAGCAAUCAAGAAAAGUACCUUAUUCUCAAUGAGGUGGAUGUGGAAGCAGAGUUCCUGAAGGCUUCAGACGCUUCCUGUGACGUGGCUUGUCUCAUGUAUGACAUCAGUGACCCGCAUUCCUUUGACUACUGUGCUAGCAUCUACAAGCAACAUUACAUGGAGAGCAACAUUCCAUGUGUGCUCGUAGCUUCAAAAAUUGACCUUCCAGAGGUGAAGCAGCUUCAUGGAAUGACACCGGCGGAAUUCUGUUAUAAACACCGGCUACCACCACCACUCCCCUUCUGCCUGUCCAACGACUCCAACAAGAACAUCUACUCCAAACUUGCCUGGGCUGCCAUGUACCCACACUUGAAUGGUUCCGAUAUGAGCAGCACAUCAUUCUGGCUGAGAGUAGCUUUGGGCUCCGCUGUGGCUGCUGUUCUGGGCGUCGCCAUUUUCAGAGCUGUCUCCAAACUGAAGUGAUAUUCUUUUCCCCUUCCACACCAAACCCUCUACGUUAGCUUCAAAAUCCUCUACAGUCUAAGCUUGACCUACUUUUGUGGGAGAAUCUAUACAUUUCAGCCACAGCUGACCACAACAUUCCCCAUUACACAAUGACCUGCUUUUCUGCCUUAGAUUACACAACCAGGCCGAGCAGUUUGCCUGCUGUUGUUGAGAACUGUGAUGGACUUCCGUACAGGUGCUUGAUCAGAACUGACCUUUGUGGUUAUCAACCCUUCUUCCUGAUGCCAAAUGUGUCGCUUCUUGGUAUUUCCUUGACAAUGAAAUGAGCAAAGGGCUGUAAAAAAAACCCUGAAAAACUAAACUUUGAUGGCAUGUCGAUUGCAUCCAACGGGUAGUGAUUUUUCUGUCAAUGAAAUAUUUUGCUGUGUACCAUUAUAUUUUUUUUAAAAAGAUAAUGUUUACGGCUGAAUCAUGACGUUCAUGUGCAUGAGGACAUCUGCUCUGUGAGAGAGCCCCGCAGUGGAAAAAAAAAGUAAAAGUAAAUUAAAAGAAUGAGCAAAAUGUGCUCACAUAUACCUGACUUGCCUCUAUAUGAACUGAAUGCUGGUACUAUCUGACUGUUAUUGGUUCAAACCCUCUCCCCAAUGCUGCAUUAAGCAAACAAUCUUGCCAUCAUUUUGUCUUUUGUUUUCACUCGUGUGACAUAACUGUAUUUUUGACUGAAAGUAGGCUCUACCCAGGAGCCAAACCAGAUUUUGUUUUCAAUGAAGCUUUGUGCAUUUAUUUCCUUACCUUUUGCUGUUAUACAUGACAAUUAUGUGCAAACCAAACAUCUCUCUGUUCUUCUGAGUGUGGCUCGAUGAACUGAGCCGAUCCUGUUUCACGUGUUUUAUAAAGUAUUGAUUUGAAA